GGCGGCGUGGAACAGGUCCGCCCGGUCUGCUCCUCCUGACGACACACCUGUCCUCCCCGGGGAGGAGCUGAGACAGGUGGACGCUCCUUAACGCUCGAAGGGGAGUCUCUCCGCAGCAAGAGGGAGCGAGACGAGAAGGGAGUCGAGAAAAGGGGAAGAGUGGAGCUGGAGAAGAGACACACUUGGACUCAGGUUACUCCGGCGCACAGACUCCCUCAGAGAUGUCGAAGACGAGCCCUGUGAAGAUAAGCAAGGCUCAGGCCACGGACCUGGCUGUGCUGAUUCCUCGCAUGCAGAGCAAUGCGGACCGAGUGGAGAAGAACAUCCUGCGCUCGGAGCAGCUGCUGAAGCUGGACGUGGAGCGAGAGAAAAACAACGAGGCCUUGGUCCACCAGAAGGAGAAUGCGGAUAAUCUGGCGGAGGCCGAGAGCCUCCUGAAGCACCUGUUCAUGGACGUGGACAAAGCCAAGAAGCUGCAGCACCCUCAGGCCACGGAGAUCGAGAAAGAUGUGAAAAAUCUGCACGACCGCUGGGCGAGGGACUGCACCACCUACAGGGAUCUGUACGACCAGGUGCAAGACUUGGACCUGAGGCAGAAGAUCGACUGGGGUCCCGUGCUGGACAAAAACCUGAAACAGUUACAAUCUCAGGCCUAUGGGCCCAAGCUGUCGGAUGUAGAGAAGCAGAUCGCAGAACAUAACAUCCUGCACCAGAAGAUCGAGGCCUACAGCGCCCAGCUGCAGCCAAGCACCACCGCCUCAAAAGAGCAGUACGCUGCACUCAAAGAGAAAUAUGCUGAACUUUUCGAGACGUCCGAGCGCAGGCGCGUCCAACUGGCCUCGCUGUACGACUACAUGCAGAGCUGCAGCAAAGAGCUGAUCUACCUGUCCGGCCAACAGGAGAGGCUCCUCCAGAGAGACUGGAGUGAUCGCAUGGUCGAUCCAUCGGGCAUCCGCAUGGAGUACGAGAAAUUCAAAACCAAUGGACUGCUGGCUCAUGAGCACGAGAUCAACAAGCUGCUCGAUGAAGGAGAAGAACUCAUGGACAAGGAUCAUCCGGGCACACCAACGAUUAAAGCGCACAAAGACAUGGUGCAGGCCGAGUGGCAAGCCUUCCUCAACUUGUGUCUGGCACAGGAGGUGCACCUGGACAACAUUGACAUCUACAAGAAGUUCCAGCUGGACGCAGAGACGCUGGCAGAGUCGCUGCAGAGACUCCGCUCGAAUCUGGACCCCGAGACUUUGUCCAACAUGAGUAACCCUGAGAUCCUGCUGGCUCUGGAGGCAGAUGAACCAGCAGUGAAGAGGAACGAGCAGCGCCUGCAGGCCCUCAAGGAUCUCAGCUACAAAGUCGUGCCCCUGAAGCUACGUCGAACCAAGCCCUCCCAACCCACCACGGUGGUGGCCCUGUGCGACUGGGCAGACGAAGAGGACUUUGUGACUCGAGGUGAGACGCUAAUCCUAAAGUCCAACACGGACAAUGACAACUGGGAGGUCCAGAACAGCAGUGGGAAGACAUCAACCCUCCCUGGGGUUUGUUUCACAAUCCCGCCUCCUGAUGAAGAGGCCAAGGAGACAGUCAGGAGCCUUGACAGAGAGCUGACAGCCCUGAAGAGCCAUCGAUCUGACUUGAUGGCCUCCCUGAAGAGCCCCGUCACGGAGGUGGUUCGCCCUCAGAAGGCAGCUGCUGUUCAGAGUGCACCAGAGGACCCCAAAGCUUCACAGCUCGUCAGUGACAUAGACAAGGUCAACGCAGCUCUGGAGAAGAAUGAGAAAGAAAUCCUGAGCAGACUGAGGGCGCCGCUGGACAACUGCACCCCCACACAAGACCUGGCGAACAGGCUUCAAGAGCAUGAGAAAUCUGCCCUGGCUGUAAGGAAGCUGGAGUCGGAGCAGGCCGCCAUUCAGAGGGAGAUGGAUCCUAUUCUGGCCAAAAAGCCUCUGGGGCCCAACGCCUCUAUGCUGCCGCCUAAACUAAGCUCAGCCAGCAACAAGAUCAAUGACCUCAACACGCUCCUUGAUCUCUAUAACAAGAAAGCGUCUGCCUCCAUCUUCCUAGAGAAGCAGAUUCAGAAGGUAGACGGGAUUGUCUCUGGAUUUGAAGAUCAGCUGGCUAAAGAUGGCGCCAUUCUCGAUCAACCUCACGCUCUUCUGAAUCGCAACCAGAAUCUGCAGUUAAUGCGAAAGGAAGUUGCUUCAAAGAAAGAGGAGGUGAAUAAAUUAGGUAAAGACUUGGACCUCACAAAGCAAGCGUGCAGAUCCCUGCAGAAAGGUUUCAAUGAAUACUGUCCCGACAUCCGCCGGCAAGAGAACGAGGUGAAAAACCUGAAGAACCGUUACGCAAAUGUUGAUCAUCAGCUCCAGGAGAGGGCCGGUCUCUUAAAGGAAGCGACCAAUAAAAAUCAAGACUUCCAGAAUGCGGUUCAGUCGUUGGAUUUUUUCUUGAUCAAUUUGCCGGAUAACACGAUCAAACCUACUGAUGAUGUGAAGCAGAUGACAGCCAAGCAGAAUUCUCAGAAAAAAGUGGUGGAGGACAUCAAGAAGAAGUCAGGUGAUUUGGACCGAGUCAAGGAUCUUUCCCGUGACCUGCAGGGCAUAUUAAAUGAGUAUGAGAUUAAGUCAGACACUUACCGUGGCACUCUGAUUGAUGAAGACGACAACGACGACGAGGAUGAUGAUGAUGAUGAACCAGUUACAAAGAAACGUCAAACGUCAACUCUGGCUCAGGGCGUGCAGAGAUCGGAAAGAGAUCUGCUGAAGCUUUUCGCUGAAGUGUCCGCAGAGAACAAUCAGCUACUAAAUCAGCUGGGGACGGCAAAGAACAUCAGAACGACGAGGAAUGAAGAUAAAGCCAGUCAGGUUGUUGUCAGCCAGCAACUGCAACUACAGAGUCAGAAGAACCUGCAGGAAACUGAUAGUCUGAAAAAAGAAUUAAGUGAGGAGGCUGCCAGGCGCUCACAUGCUGAAAAAGACCUGGAAACCUACCGAAAGCGAUUUUUGUCUCUGAAAAACAGGAGAGGAGUGGAAAGGUUGGAGGAGAAGGAGGUGGUGCACUAUUACCGCGACCCCAAAUUGGAAGUGGAGCUACAGUCUCUGAGAAAUCGAAUCCAGGAUGAAGGACUGAAAAGGUCAAGUACCCAUUCAGAGAUAGAAAUGAUCAAUGAGAAGAUUAUCAAACUGGAAUCAGAGCUUACCAAAGUCGAACCCAAACUAGUGACCAAGAUAUUCACAGAGUACGAGAGAGACCCUCAGCUCGAUAAAGAGGCAGCUAAGAUGAGAGAUGAGAUACAGAGGAUUCGGCUGGAGCUCCAAACAAGAGACAGCGAGGCGGUUCACGUGAAAACUGAGCUCACCGUCCUGGCUCAGCAGAAGCCGAAAAUCAGGGAGACGGUUGUUAAGAAGGAAGUGGUGAGGCUCGAGAAAGACCCGGAGAUGCUGAAAGCCGUUCUCAUGUUGCAAAAUGAAAUUGCGGAAGAGGAAUAUCAGUUCAAAUCCCUCAACGAUGAUGUUUUCAGUAUGAGGAGCCAAAUAAACAGCCUAGAGAGGGUCAUCCCCGCCAUCCAACCCAAGAUUGUCACCAAGGUGGUGAAACAAAUUAAGCAAGAUCCAGAGCUAGUAGAAGAGUCAAGGAAGAUACGAAUGGCCUUGGAAGAAGAAAAGGAUGAGAAUGUUAUCCUGCUGAAGGACCUGACCACCUUGCAGCUCCGUUACGGUGAAGUGGAGAAGCUCCGUCCAAAGGUGGAGGUCAAGGAGAUCAUCAACGAGAUUUACAGAGUCGAUCCUGAGACGGAAGUUGAAGCGGUUCGACUGAGAAAAGAGCUUCAGGACUUAGGCAGAAACCGAACAGACACGGAGAAAGAAAUCGACACUCUGUUAACAACCUUGACUACCCUGCGGGGGCAGAAGCCCAAAGUUGAGUACAAGGAGGUGACCCAGGAGGUGAUCAAAGAGGAGAAGAGCCCUGAGGUCAUCAGGGAAUUACAAAGGCUGAACAACCAAGUCGCCCGUCUGCAAGUCAACUAUGACACAACCUUAGAGCUGCUGAUUCACCUGCGUAAAGAAAGAGAUGAGUUGAAAGCUGAAAAAUCCAAAGUGGAGACGAAGUUAGUGAAUAAAGAAGUAAUCAAAUAUGAGAAUGACCCUCUGCUGGAGAAGGAGGCCGACAGACUUCGAAGGAACGUGAGAGAGGAAAUACAGCAACGCCGCAGUGUGGAGGAAAUCCUCUUUGACCUCCAGAACCAAUUCAUUGUCCUUGAGAGGCAAAAGCCAGAGGAGAAAGUCGUCAUGCAGGAGGUGGUUCGUCUUCAGAAGGAUCCCAAGCAGAUGCUGGAGCAUGAAAAACUAAACAAGACUCUGGACGAUGAGAUGAAAGCACGCAGAAAGCUGGAAUUAGAGGUCAGGCAACUCAGAGCUUUGAUUCAAGAAAAAGAGCUUACCUUGGCUCAGAUGGAUGAUCGCCAGAAGAAGAUCCUGGUUGAGUCGGAGCUCAGGCAGAUUAAGUCACGCAUCCUCGAGCUGGAGAACACCCCGCCACCAGUUGAGGAAAAAAUCAUAAUCGAGGAGGUGCUGAAAGUGGAGAAGGACCCUAAGCUGGAAAAACUCACUGAUGAUUUACGCAUCAACUUGGAGUCUGAGAGCGCCAACAUCAGUCGUCUGGAUAGAGAGAUUCGCAACCUAAGGGUCAAGUUGGAAAUUUUGCAAAAGGAAAAAUCGCUUGAGAAAGUUGUUUACAGAGAAGUCGUUCGUGUAGAGAAAGACCCAGCAGUGGAGGCUGAAAGGGAACAUCUCAGAGAGCUCGUUUCAAAGGAGAGAAACCUCAGACGGGACCAAGAAGAUGACUUGCAGAACAUCAGCAUUAAAAUACACCACUUGCAGACGUCUAAAUCUGCGACCUUUCAGGAGGAGACUUCUCUCAUGUCCAACAGAGAUGCUAUUCAAAAUGAGAAGGAGGAUCUUCUCAAAGAACUCAAAGCACUUGAGUCUCAAAGGCAGACCAUCAGCAUAACCUUCCAGCAACAGUCCAAGCUGUUGAGUGAGAGGAACCAGAUAGCACGACAGAGGAGCCUCAAGACAUCCACUGAAUUGCAGCGGCUGGAGAAACAGAUCCUGAACGAGAAGGACAAGAUACACCAGAGAGAAACACUAAUAGCUGAGCUGCAGAGCAGCAUCAAGAAAGAAGACCAUGCUGAAACUCACACCAGAGAGACAAAUCUUUCUACUAAGAUCACCAUCCUCGAUCCGGAAACAGGAAAAGACUUGUCUCCCUACGACGCCUACUUGCAAGGACUAAUCGAUCGAAACCAGUACAUCAAACUGUCAGAGCUCGAGUGCGACUGGGAGGAAAUCACUUCGACUGGUCCCGAUGGGGAUAUGACGAUUUUGCAGGAUCGCAAGAGUGGGAAGCAGUACUCCGUGAAGGACGCACUGAGAGAUGGACGCUUGACUGAGUACGACAUUAGUCGCUACAGGGAAGGAAAACUGACCAUCUCUGAGUUUGCCUUGCUUGUUGUAGGUGAGGUACAAAAACCAUACCUUCCUCCAGUCGCCCCAAGAUCCCCCACCAAAACCAGCCAUACCUCUCUGAACUCCAUGCCUUCAUCCCUGAGAUCCUCCUACUCCAGCCUGAACUCCAAACAUAGUGGCAGCUUAGACAACCUCAGCCAUUCAGGAGGUGAAGAGUAUUUCCCAAUCUCAGGGAUGUUCGACACCACCACUGAGAGCCGCAUGUCCGUGAGAAGCGCCCUCACCCGCAAACUCAUUGACGUCAACACAGCUCUGCUGCUUCUCGAGGCCCAAGCAGCCACCGGUGGAAUUGUUGAUCUGGGGAAAAAGGAUAAACUCUCCGUCCACAAGGCAGCGGAACGAGGUCUGAUCGACACAACCCACAUGUACAAGCUCCUGAACGCCCAGAAGGCCUUCACCGGCGUCGAGGACCCUGUAACCAAAGCCCGUCUUGCAGUCGGACAGGCGGCGCAGAAAGGUUAUAUUCCCCAAGAAAAUGCCAUGAGAUACAUGGAGGUGCAGUACCUCACUGGUGGGUUGGUGGAUCCAACCAAAGCAGGCCGCCUCACCGUUCAAGAAGCUGUCGCCACCAAGCUGAUUGACAGCACAACAGCGAGCAAGCUGCAAGACCAGUCUUCCCACUCGAAGGAUCUGGUGGACCCCAUCACUAAAGAGAAGCUGUCAUACAAACAGGCGAUGAAGCGGUGUAAGAAAGACGCCAGCACCGGGCUCCUGUUGCUUCCUGUCACCUCCACUGAUGCUACAAAUGCUCCUUCAUACUCAAACUAUCGGUUUAGCUCUUCUAACAACAGCCUAGAUUCACUUUAAGAUGUACCACAGAUUUUUUUGCUUACGGCCAUUGGUGCUAAAGGGUGUAUUUAUCACUAAUUUGUGAAAUCAGUAUGUCUAUAUGCAUUCAUUCUGAAAAGUCUGGAAAUAUUAUAGUUUUUGGUGGAACUGUACAUGUGAAUCAUCUGAUUUUUCAGUACUGUUUCAGGGAACUUUGUGUUGUUUUUGUUGGUGUCAUGUUCAUAAUUUCCUAUUAAACUCCACAACAUACACAUUCA
This is a messenger RNA of Mugil cephalus (flathead mullet), 6568 nucleotides long. RefSeq names its product envoplakin-like. The record is from RefSeq and is a predicted model, not a curated record. The transcript is spliced from 22 exons. Gene Ontology annotation, cellular component: cytoskeleton; cytoplasm; membrane. Gene Ontology annotation, molecular function: structural molecule activity; cadherin binding. Gene Ontology annotation, biological process: wound healing; intermediate filament cytoskeleton organization. Bases 222 to 6329 code for a protein of 2035 amino acids. NCBI's taxonomy places the organism in Eukaryota, Metazoa, Chordata, Actinopteri, Mugiliformes, Mugilidae.